UUGUCUAUCGUGAAUCGAUACCUGGAGAUGCAAAUUGUGGAAAUUUCCGCAAAACAAAAAUAAAAAUAGACCUUGCUGCCAGCCAACUUGCAAGCUAUGCACAAAGGGGCGCCACCUUGGCAAGUCGGUCGUGCCAACGAGGCAACCGAAAUAGAGGAGCAGGUGUCCAGGAUUUCCGGAGCUGAGGUAGAAGCUGCAUCCAAACAACGACAACUGAUAAGAAGUGAAAGGUGGUUUUGGAAUCACAGCAUGGCCAUUCUGGGAUUGAUCUGCAUCGUAAUCACGAUUUCCCUGCCCACGAGCAAUGCCACCCACAUCAGCGGACAGUUCCAGACAGAGGACUUCUUCCAGUUCCUGGUGAAAUUCGGCUUCAAUAAGGCGGAUCCCACACGACGAAAUGGCUAUGGAUACAUAUAUGGAAAUGUCACGUCUCCAGAUAAAUAUGCGGUUCCAUUGACGCUCGUCGUCCUGGACCGAAACACUUUCCUCGAGUUCUACGGCAACCGCAGCCAGAGAAGUCGGGAAGCCGCCUGCACCGGGAUGUUCUCCCGCCUUCAAAGGAUCGCCUACGAUUCUAAGUGCAAUCCCCGUGCCAAAAGGGACUUCUUGCGACACGUUCCGUGUCCUGCUAAUCAGCUGUGCAGUGAUGAGGAUGCACCCGAGAACGUCGUUCCGGGAUCUCAGUUCACCUAUGUAAUCGAACUGGAAGCAGAGCCAAGAUUUUGGUACCUCUCCUUGGUGGCCUGCUAUCAAAACCAGACCACCUGCCAGUGGCACGCCCACGAGAGUCUGCCCAAGCUGAGUAAAUUGAGCAGCAAUCUUUUCAACACCCUGCACUACGAUAUCCACCUGGUCAACCUGCAUCCAAACAACUCGGCCGCACAUCCACUAACUUACCAGUACUCAUACGAUCAGCAGAACCUUCUGGAGAUGUACCUAGUAUUCCUGCUCGUCUAUAUCGUUCUGCUACCCAUGCAAAUUUAUGCCGUGCGGCGGCAGAAGCAUCCAGUGACCAAAUUGUUUACCCUGAGUCUGCUAAGCGAAUUUGUUAGUCUGGCUCUUAUCACCGCUCAUCUGAUUCACUACGCGGCCAAUGGAGUUGGCGAGCCAAGAUUGCAGGCGGCGGGCGAUGUGUUGGACAUUUUAAGCCGUACCACCUUUAUGUUGAUCCUGCUGCUCUUAGCCAAGGGAUGGGCAGUCACCAGGCAGCAAAUCAGCAGAAUGGGGUGGAUCAUCUUAAUGUCCAUCUGGGUGCCAUAUUGCGCAUUUCAUGUGUUCCUUUAUAUCUGGGAUAGGACGGAAGUCGAUGUGGUGUCCGACAUUGACGAAUACCAGACCUGGCCUGGCUGGAUAGUCCUAAUACUACGCACCUCCUUUAUGAUGUGGUUCCUUUACGAACUGCGCAACACAAUGAAGUAUGAGCACUCCACGAAGAAACUUGACUUUCUGCUUCAUCUAGGCGCCUCCAGCUUGGUGUGGUUUAUUUACCUGCCCAUCGUGGCCAUUGUGGCGCUGCAGGUCAGCCCCAUGUGGCGCUACAAGUUGCUGCAGGGCAUCACCAACUCAGCAGACUGCAUGGCCUAUUGCGUGAUGACGGGUCUACUGUGGCCACAUAGAGCUGGCCAAUAUCUGCUCUUAGCGGGCACCAAAUAUGCAGGCAUGGAUGAGUUGGACGAGUUCAAUGAAGCGCCACAUAUUGUCAGGGAACGUGAGAGACGUCGGAAUUCCCCGCCCGAUGAUAUUUCAAUUGGCACGGGGAGCGGUGGAGGUCGAGGGAUGGUGCUAUCAACAAGCAUUCCACAUUCACUUAACGGUGAUGCCUGUAACGAUCUUCUGGAGGCCGAAGAUCUUGACGCCGAGCUGCUCACCGAUCUUAACAAAAACAGCCACAUUGUGGCGUAGAUGAACGGGUUAAUUACUAACUGUAGAUGUCAAUUGUGCUAAAUGAAACACGGAAUGUUACUCAUCCUAACAUUUAACCAUACAUAUACCUAGAUUAAAGUGGGUUGAUUUUUUAAAAGUACUUUAAAAGUGAAAAA
Messenger RNA from Drosophila eugracilis, 2039 nucleotides. RefSeq lists its product as uncharacterized. The record is from RefSeq and is a predicted model, not a curated record. Bases 97 to 1902 code for a protein of 601 amino acids. Gene Ontology annotation, biological process: response to pheromone; G protein-coupled receptor signaling pathway. Lineage: Eukaryota; Metazoa; Arthropoda; Insecta; Diptera; Drosophilidae. The transcript has 5 exons.